Molecule: messenger RNA, 3336 nt
Organism: Ostrea edulis (European flat oyster)
Lineage: Eukaryota; Metazoa; Mollusca; Bivalvia; Ostreida; Ostreidae
Exons: 1
Coding region: 1-3336 (1111 amino acids)
Molecular function (GO): nucleic acid binding; zinc ion binding
Source: RefSeq, a predicted model, not a curated record
AUGUCUCUUCCAUACUUAAAAGGAAAUUGUACCAGGUACCAAAAUUUAAUUGAAAAGGAGAUAAGCAAAAGUGGAGCUCUCGUUUCCCAGGAUGCCAUGGAAGAAGAUAUAUCCGAACUACUUCGUCAGGUGGAAUCAUCGACAAGGCGACUUAAGGACUUCAGUGGUAAAUUGGAAGAAAAUAUAGAGAAGUGGUCCCUGUCUGUAGAAAGCAAAGAAGUUGACCAAGGUGAAGUAGAUAAAUUUACAGGUGAUAGUGAAAGGUUAUUUGCAUUAUUAGCUGAAGCAGCUGAACACAUAGAUCAACUUAUGAUGCUGGAGAGGAGUUUACAGGAGAGAAUAACUACUGUGAAAGCUACACGGCAAACUACUGAUUCAAGACUUGAUCAUAUUGUAUUUUUACAAGAAAAAAUGCAAGAACAGAUACUACAAUUUCAAGAACUACAACUUCAUCAGUCCCAAUUUCAUACAGCACCACAAGGCCCUUUAGCUGUAAGGCUUCCAAAACUGGAACUACCCUCCUAUAAUGGAGACAAGAUCAAAUUUAAAGAUUUCUGGGAUGCCUUUGAUGCUACAAUCAACAGGAAUAGUAAGCUCUCUAGGAUUGAGAAAUUCAACUAUCUUCAGAGCAAACUCACAGGAGAAGCCAAGGCAGCUAUUUCAGGAAUUUCGCUCUCGCAUGAAAACUAUGAUGUAGCCAUUGAUAUCAUACAGGAGAGAUUUGGGGAUGCACAGUCAGUGAUCAAUAAACAUUAUAUGGAACUGAUCAACAUACAGCCUGUGACAAAUGAUACAUUGAGUUUGAGGAGACUAUAUGAUGACCUUGAGAAACACAUGAGAAGCUUAGAAGCAUUGCGUCAAGAUGUAAACCAGGAUGUGUUUGUGUCAAUGAUAACUUCGAAGUUACCUAAGGAAACACUGCUGCAGCUUGAAAUACAGAAAGGAAGUAGAGACAAAUGGACUGUUAAGAAACUAAGAGACUUGUUUAAAGCUUAUGUCACAGCAAAGGAAUCUACAGAAUUUCAAGCUUCAGAUGCUCAUAAUCAUGUGGAAAACCAUGCAACAGCAGAGGCUUUAAUGAUAUCCACUAAAGAGUCAAAGGAAAGAAGAAAUGCAUCAAGUGCAAAGUCUCCAGUGUGCAGUUUUUGUAAUGGAUAUCAUUGGACUGAUGAGUGCAGAAAGUACAGAACCAUAGAAGACAGAAAACAAAGAAUUAAAGGGAAAUGCUAUAUAUGCUUAAGACCUGGACACAGAAUUAAAGACUGUAGAGUUGUGAAACCAUGUUUUCAUUGCAGAGAGAGUAGGAAUCACCAUAGAAGCCUGUGUCCAAAGAAAUUUCCACAUCAGAGAGAUGAAUCCACAAGGCUGGAAAAAUCAACACAGAAAGAAACAUCUUGUUUAGCAGACGAGUCACACAAAGAGAAACAUUCCACAGCAGAAUCAUUACAGGAAAGCAGUAUGUUUACAUCAGGGGAUAUUGUGUUGAUGCAGACUGCCCACACAGAAGUGUCUAAUCCUGUUACAAACAAGAAGGAAGCUGUCCGGAUUUUAAUGGAUUCUGGAUCCCAGAGAACAUACAUUACAGAGGAUCUAGCAAAGAGAUUAAACUUUAGAAUGGGUCAAACUGAAGAAAUUUCAUUGAUUACAUUCGGUGCUGACAAACUAAAGCGAGUGAAAACUCCACAAGUCAUCUUGAAGAUGAAACUUAAAGAAGAAGAAUUUAUGACAAUCAAUGCCAAUGUUGUGCCGAAAAUCACAGGAACUAUACUGAGAAGACCCAUACCACAAAUUGCCAGGGAAAAGUUGUUUAGCUUGUGUAGACAUCUCCAGAUGUCUGAUACUAUUCCAACAGCCUUUGAAGAUUCUAGAGUAGACAUACUCAUUGGAAAUGAUUAUUACCUUGAUAUCAUCUCAUCUGAGAAAAUAGGGGUACAGGAAGGACUGUAUUUAUUAGGAUCCAAACUUGGGUGGAUCAUAACAGGAAGGACUCACAGCAGUAAUGAUGAGAGAAAAGAACAUCAGAUGAUGAUAGCAAAUGGAUUACUGUCAAUUACAGAGUGCUGUCUGCGUUCUUCAGAGAGAUGUUUGCCAGUGAAACCUCUACUUGAAGACUUUUGGAAUUUAGAGACUAUAGGAAUUAAAGACUCCCCCUAUACAUCAGAUGAUGAGGUAGCACUGAGAAAUUUUAAUAGCACCUUAGAGAUGGGAAACAAUAGGUAUCAUGUCACUUGGCCAUGGAAGAGUUCAUGUCCAGAACUUCCUGAAAACAGAGAACUUGCGUAUGGAAGGUUCAAGUCACUUGUACACAAGAUGCAAAGCAAGCCAGACUUCUUACAAAAAUAUGAUGAAAUUAUCCAGGAUCAGUGUACAAAGGGAAUUAUAGAGAAAAUUCCUCACAGUAGUGAAGAAACAGGAAUAAAGCAUUAUAUCCCACAUCAUGCAGUUAUCGACCCAACGAAGCCAACCACAAAAGUUAGGAUCGUAUAUGAUGCUUCAGCAAAGUCGAAACAGAGUAACCUCAGUCUCAAUGAAUGUCUACACAGAGGACCUGUUAUGCUACAGGAUUUAUGUGGACUACUGUUGCGCUUCAGAAUGAAUAGGAUAGGAAUUGUAGCUGACAUAGAGAAAGCUUUCCUGCAAGUUGGAUUGCAAGUCAAAGACCGAGAUGCCACCAGAUUCUUUUGGUUGAAGGAUGUGAACACCCGGAGCAUAGAAAACAACACUCAAGUAUACCGAUUUUGCAGAGUGCCGUUUGGUGUAAUAUCCAGUCCAUUUCUUCUGGCAGCAACUAUUGACCAUCACCUCUCUAUGUACAACAGUGAAACAGCUGAAAAUAUUAGAAACAAUAUCUACGUCGACAAUGUAAUCACUGGAGUAGAUACUGUUACAGAUGCAGAAGUUCUAUACAAGGAUAGUAAAGAGAUAUUUAGUGCUAUGUCAAUGAACCUCAGAGAUUGGGCUUCAAACAACAAGGAAUUUUACAACUCCAUUCCAAAAUCAGAUCAGUCUGUGAGAGAGAAGAUGAAGAUCUUAGGAUUGACAUGGAUCCUCACUGAUGAUACACUUGCAGUACCAUGUUUGAAAUGUGAAACAGAAGUCAUGCCAGUUACAAAAAGAGAAGUACUGCAGCGAGUGGCAUCUAUAUAUGACCCACUUGGAUUUUUCACUCCAGUGACUUUAAAGACAAAGUUAUUUCUCCAGAUGUUGUGGAGGAAGAAUUUAGAUUGGGAUGAACAGCUUACAGAAGAAGAUGUUCAGCAAUGGCAACUUAUAUCUACAGACCUACAAGAUAUUCCACAGUGCCACAUGCCAAGAUACAUUGGACUGCCAGGAUAA